UGUAUAUAUACACUUUGCCAGCGCUGUGCAGUGCUACUGUGCAACAGCUGACGUGUGCACAGCAGCGGGUGUCACACCAGUGGUGCAGAAGCCUUAAACCAGCAGCCAUGAGGACUGCGGUGCUUAUGUUAGCCUUCUUGUGGUGCGUCUCAGCCCAAGAUGAAUGCAACUCUCGCGAGAUGCAAGGUGGAAUCGUGUGCGUGUGUGACGCCUCCUACUGUGACCAGCCCGGCAUCAUUGACUUCCCUGAAGAAGGCAGCUUCACCGUCGUCACUUCCAAUCAGGAGGGUCUUAGGUUCAACGUGGAGACCUUUGCUGUCUCAGGCGAAGAAAUCCCAGGUGCUGUGGUGGUAACAGUGAACCCCGACGAUGUCUACCAGACGAUGCUAGGCUUCGGCGGCGCCUUCACCGACGCCGCGGGCCAGGGUGUGGUUACUCUCGCCCCCGAAGCCCAGGAGAACUUCCUCAGAUCCUACUUCAGUGCAGAGGGCAACGCGUACAGCAUCGGUCGCAUUCCUAUUGCUGGCGCCGACUGUUCCGCCAGGACCUACUCCUACGACGACGUGGAGGGAGAUAUUGACCUCGAACACUGGAGUCUGCAAGAGGAAGACUACAAUUAUAAGAUUCCCCUGCUCCUACGGGCUAUAGAGUUGUCACCACAGCCGCUAAAGCUGUUCGGCUCGCCCUGGGCGCCCCCGGCCUGGAUGAAGACCAAUGGCAUGUUCAACGGAUCUGGGAUACUUAUCAAAGAAAUGUGGCAACCUUAUGCUAACUACCUUGUUAAAUUCGUGGACGCGUACGAGGGUGAAGGAGUCGGCUUGUGGGGUCUCACUCCUCAGAACGAACCGCUUGGUGGCCUCGAUAAUUGGCCUAUCAACUGCUGUGGGUGGACGGCCGAGGAGAUGCGUGACUGGAUGAAGGGUAACCUGGGGCCGUCCCUUGAGGCUGCCGGGUAUCGUCGCCUACAGAUGAUGAUGGUUGACUUUAACAGAGACUCUCUGCCCUGGUUCGUAGAGACGUGUUUGGAGGACCCGGAGUGUGCCCAGUACGUGGACGGUACAGCAGUCCACUGGUACUCUGACUACAUAGUGGGUCCCGAGGUCCUGGACCAAACCCACGACCUCUCUCCAUCAAGGUUUAUACUCUACUCUGAGGCUUGUUACAACUUCGACGAAACUUUGCUUGGGUCAUGGUUUCGAGCUGAGGAUUACUCGCGCCACAUUUUCGAGGCCGUGAACCACUACUCAGCAGGCUGGGUGGACUGGAACCUGGCGCUGGACAGACAUGGAGGACCUAACUGGGCAAACAACUUCCUUGACGCACCCAUUAUCGUCGAUACAGAAGCAGGAGAGUUCUUCAAGCAGCCAAUGUUCUACGCUCUGGGACAUUUCAGCAAAUUCGUGUUGCCGGGAGCUGAGCGCAUCUCCUCCACGGUGUCAAGCGACUCCUUCGAGGUGGCCGCCUUCAUUGACCCCUCAGGUCGCUCCGUUGUUCUUCUUCUCAACAAAGGUGAGGAUGCAGUGGAUGUGUCCGUGACUGAUGGUACACGUUUCCUCAACUAUAAUAUGCCUGCCAAAUCCAUUCAGACCAUUCUGAACUAGUGAAGGAGUGUUGGGGAAAAGCCACGAGGUGCUGACCAUGAAGAGAGUAGGCGUUAGUAGUACAAAGGAUUACAUAGAAAUUCAAACAGCAACAUACCAUUAGAUCUAAACUAAGCUGUCUGUGUAUUGAAAGCUUAUGGUAAUACAAUGUAAGACGAGGUUUGAAGUAAAAUAGUUGUCAAUUCUGUUUUAAAUUGUAUACCCAGUGUUGCACUUAAUUAUAUAAUUUUGUUAGGUGUUCCGCAUGUUUACUAUUCAAUUAAAGAAAAGUAUUUUGCUUCUUUUAAUUAAAAAUGUUUGCCUGUAACUUUAAAGCCAUUGUUUCGACUGAUUAAGCUAUGUAAAUCAAUGUAUUUUUCUGGAACGAAAUUAUCAUCCCUUUAAUGAUUGUAAUUAACUGUAUUAA
Molecule: messenger RNA, 2007 nt
Organism: Procambarus clarkii (red swamp crayfish)
Lineage: Eukaryota; Metazoa; Arthropoda; Malacostraca; Decapoda; Cambaridae
Product: lysosomal acid glucosylceramidase
Biological process (GO): glucosylceramide catabolic process
Molecular function (GO): glucosylceramidase activity
Source: RefSeq, a predicted model, not a curated record